Molecule: messenger RNA, 536 nt
Organism: Dermacentor silvarum
Lineage: Eukaryota; Metazoa; Arthropoda; Arachnida; Ixodida; Ixodidae
Exons: 5
Coding region: 38-439 (133 amino acids)
Source: RefSeq, a predicted model, not a curated record
AGGAGGAAGCAGGGACCGGUGCAAGUGGACAAAAAUUAUGUUAUUCCCUAUAUUCAAGAGAUGGAACCUAUGUUUCUGCUUUUUGGUGCUGUACUGCUUAACGAUGAAACAGCCAUAUGCCCAGGGUGGUGGGACACACUCCAGUGAAGAAGACAUUUGCACGCCUAAAUCUAAGUUUUGCCCAAAUGGUACGAAACCUGUCUGCCUAAUUGUCGAGACACCCGCAAGCUUGACAACAAUGCAAGUUAAUAUAAAAGAAAAGUGUGUGCCUUUAGGCACUCCCUGCAAUAACGAGGAUAUUCGUUGGCCGAUAACAGAUUGCCCUCAGCCCCAGAGUCAAUAUUCCAUCCAAUGUCGGCAAAAUGGAGCGACAAGUGGAAUAUGCGUGUGCAAAUGCAAGCACAAGGAUGAACUUUAUUUUAACGCACCUUUACACUGAAUGGAUCAUAAUAGAACACGUGCAAAAUUGCAGAUUUACACAGAAAUUAUUGGGCAUUCGUCGCAAAGCUACACCCAAUAAACUAUAUGUUGGUUAA